Messenger RNA from Arabis nemorensis, 315 nucleotides. The record is from the annotation of a GenBank genome assembly. NCBI's taxonomy places the organism in Eukaryota, Viridiplantae, Streptophyta, Magnoliopsida, Brassicales, Brassicaceae.
AUGUCUUCUACGGCGGCGCUUCCGGUGGCUGAAACUAGCUUACCGGAGAAAGCCGAUCUUCGUAUAUAUAUAUACACACACAUACAUGUAUGUUUUCUUCUGAAAAUCUGGGCUUUUCUGAGGAAUCAAACUUCUAGAGAGAUGGAAGUGAAGUUUUCGAGCUGGGUUUUGAUCUUCCUUCUUUAUAAUCUCACCUUCUCGACGAUUUCUGCUUUUCGUCUGAGUCGGAGUCAACCAACCGAGCGAAUUUCAGGUAGUGAUGGUGAUGUGUUGGAAGAUAAUCGAGUGGGAGGACUGAAAGUAUUUGUUUAUUAG